Sphenostylis stenocarpa is the source of this 2064-nucleotide messenger RNA. NCBI's taxonomy places the organism in Eukaryota, Viridiplantae, Streptophyta, Magnoliopsida, Fabales, Fabaceae. The record is from the annotation of a GenBank genome assembly.
AUGACGACGUCGUUCGGAGCAGCUACAACCUCAGCCACGCUCAAGGACCCUAAACUUCAGAUCCCAAGCUUCCAUGGCUUGAGGUCUGCGUCCGCCUCUGCUCUCGCACGCAAUGCCCUCCCGCUUCCUUCAUCCACUCGCUCUCUCUCCAUCACGCGCGCUGUUUCCACGCCUGUGCAGUCUGAAACUACCACUGUAAAGCGCAGCAAAGUGGAAAUAUUCAAAGAACAAAGCAAUUUCAUAAGAUAUCCUCUUAACGAGGACAUGUUAACGGAUGCCCCUAAUAUAAGUGAAGCUGCCACUCAAUUGAUCAAGUUUCAUGGAAGUUAUCAACAGUACAAUAGAGAAGAGCGUGGUUCCCGAAGCUACUCUUUCAUGAUACGGACUAAGAACCCUUGUGGGAAGGUUUCAAACCAACUUUACUUGACCAUGGAUGAUCUUGCUGACCAGUUUGGGAUUGGGACGCUUCGGCUGACCACCAGACAAACUUUUCAGCUCCAUGGUGUUCUCAAGAAGGAUCUUAAGACUGUGAUGGGUACCAUUAUUAGAAAUAUGGGCUCAACACUUGGUGCGUGUGGUGACCUAAACAGGAAUGUGCUUGCUCCUGCUGCUCCGCUCGUGAGAAAGGAUUACCUUUUGGCUCAAGAAACUGCGGAAAACAUUGCUGCACUCCUGUCUCCUCAGUCUGGUUUCUACUAUGAUAUUUGGGUUGACGGGGAAAAGUUCUUGUCAUCAGAACCGCCUGAAGUAGUUCAGGCACGAAAUGACAAUUCCCAUGGUACUAAUUUCCCAGAUUCACCAGAGCCCAUCUAUGGUACUCAGUUCUUGCCAAGGAAAUUCAAAAUUGCUGUUACUGUACCAACUGAUAACUCGGUGGAUAUUCUCACCAAUGAUAUCGGUGUUGUUGUUGUUACCGAUGAAGUUGGGGAGCCUCAAGGGUUCAACAUAUAUGUUGGUGGAGGAAUGGGGAGAACUCAUAGGAUGGAAACCACUUUUCCUCGCUUGGCCGAACCAUUAGGUUAUGUACCAAAGGAGGAUAUUUUGUAUGCAGUGAAAGCAAUUGUUGUCACCCAACGCGAAAAUGGGAGAAGAGAUGACCGCAAGUACAGUAGAAUGAAAUAUUUGAUCAGCUCUUGGGGAAUUGAAAAGUUUAAAAGUGUAGCUGAGCAAUAUUAUGGAAAGAAAUUUGAACCUUUCCGUGUAUUGCCGGAAUGGGAAUUUAAAAGUUAUCUUGGCUGGCACGAACAGGGUGAUGGGAAAUUAUUUUAUGGGCUUCAUGUUGAUAAUGGCCGAAUUGGUGGAAAGAUGAAAAAGACAUUGAGGGAGGUUAUUGAGAAGUAUAAUUUGAAUGUAAGAAUCACUCCAAAUCAAAACAUCAUCUUGACUGAUGUCCGUGCUGCAUGGAAACGUCCCAUUACAACUACUCUUGCUCAGGCUGGUCUGCUGCAACCUAGGUAUGUAGAUCCCCUCAACAUAACAGCAAUGGCAUGCCCUGCUUUCCCAUUAUGUCCACUGGCAAUUACUGAAGCUGAACGUGGGAUACCUAACAUUCUUAAGCGGAUUCGGGCUGUUUUUGAUAAGGUUGGUCUGAGGUAUAGUCAGUCUGUGGUUGUAAGGAUAACUGGCUGCCCUAAUGGUUGCGCAAGACCAUACAUGGCUGAACUUGGAUUGGUUGGUGAUGGCCCAAAUAGUUACCAGAUUUGGCUUGGAGGGAACACUAAACAAACAUCAUUAGCUCGAAGUUUCAUGGACAAGGUGAAGCUUCACGACCUUGAAAAAGUUUUGGAACCUUUGUUUUAUUAUUGGAAGCAAAGGCGUCAAUCUAAAGAAUCAUUUGGUGACUUCACAAACAGAAUAGGAUUUGAUAAGCUUAAGGAACAUGUUGAGAAAUGGGAAGGUCCAGUAGUAGCACCAUCACGCCACAACCUCAAGCUUUUUGCUGACAAGGAGACAUACGAAGCAAUGGAUGAAUUAGCAAAGCUUCAAAACAAAAGUGCUCAUCAGUUGGCCAUGGAAAUUAUUCGUAAUUAUGUUGCUUCCAACCAAAAUGGAAAGAGUGAAUGA